Molecule: messenger RNA, 2726 nt
Organism: Xiphophorus maculatus (southern platyfish)
Lineage: Eukaryota; Metazoa; Chordata; Actinopteri; Cyprinodontiformes; Poeciliidae
Product: tripartite motif-containing protein 16-like
Exons: 1
Coding region: 173-1930 (585 amino acids)
Molecular function (GO): zinc ion binding; protein binding
Source: RefSeq, a predicted model, not a curated record
CCUCCUCUCGCACUAGUCUGACCGGUUGAGUUUAGCGAAAAACUCUGCUUUGAAGAAUGCGAUUAGCAAAGUCUUACUGCAGAAGAUAAAAGAGGAAGAAAACUGACUUUUUAUAGGAAACUUUUACAAGAGAAAGUAACAUAGACAGCAACAGUAGUUGUUUAGAGAUGAAAUGGCACAACCAGGAAGACUCGUGGAUUCAAUGAAAUUCUUUUGUUCGAUCUGUUUGGAUCUACUGAAGGAUCCGGUGACUAUUCCCUGUGGACACAGUUACUGUAUGAACUGCAUUAAAGACUGCUGGGAUGGAGAAGAUCAGAGAAGAAUCCACAGCUGCCCUCAAUGCAGGAAAGAGUUCAUACCGAGACCUGAACUGGUGAAAAACAUCAUGCUAGCAGAGUUGGUGGAGGAUCUGAGGAAGACUGGACUCCAAACUGCUCCCGUUGAUCACUGCUAUGCUGGACCUGAUGAUGUGGCCUGUGAUGUCUGUACUGGGAGGAAGAUGAAAGCUGUCAAAUCCUGUCUGGUCUGUUUGGCUUCUUAUUGCAAAAAUCACCUUCAACCUCACUAUGAAUCUCCUACGUUUAAAAAACAUAAUCUGGUUGAAGCGUCUACUAAACUUCUGCAGAACAUCUGCUCUCGUCAUGAUGAGGUGAUGAAGAUCUUCUGUCGUACUGAUCAGCAGUGUAUCUGUUAUCUCUGCACUAUGGAUGAACAUAAAGGCCAUGAAACAGUCCCAGCUGCAACAGAAAGAGCUGAGAAGCAGAAGAAGCUCCAGGAGAGUCAACAACAAAUCCAUCAGAGAAUCCAGGACCAAGAGAAAGAUGUGAAGCUGCUUCAACAGGAGGUGGAGGCCAUCAAUGUCUCUGCUGAUAAAGCAGUGGAGGACAGUGAGAAGAUCUUCACUGAUCUGAUCCGUCUCCUCCAGGAAAGAAGCUCUGAUGUGAAGCAGCAGAUCAGAUCCCAGCAGGAAACUGAAGUGAGUCGAGUCAAAGAUGUUCAGGAGAAGCUGGAGCAGGAGAUCACUGAGCUGAAGAGGAAAGACGCUGAGCUGGAGCAGCUCUCACACACAGAGGAUCACAACCAGUUUCUCCUCAACUACCCCUCACUGCCAGCACUCAGUGAGUCUACACACUCAUCCAGCAUCAACAUCCGUCCUCUGAGACACUUUGAGGACGUGGCAGCAGCUGUGUCAGAGCUCAGAGACAUAAUGCAGGACGUCCUGAGAGACUCAUGGACAAACAUCUCACUGACAAUCACUGCAGUGGAUGUUCUACUGGUAGAACCAGAGCCAGAACCAAACAGCAGAGAUGAAUUCUUAAAAUAUUCACAAAAAAUCACCCUGGACCCAAAUACAGCAUACAGGAAGCUGUUAUUAUCUGAGGGGAGCAGAAAAGUGUCUUGUCUGAUUGAAGGCGAAGAAGAGUCGGAAGAGGAAGAAGAGUCGGAAGAGGAAGAAGAGUCAGAAGAGGAAGAGGAAGAAGAGUCGGAAGAGGAAGAAGAACUUUAUCCUGGUCAUCCAGACAGAUUUAGUGAUGUCCCUCAGGUCCUGAGUAGAGAGAGUCUGACUAAACGUUAUUACUGGGAGGUGGAGCGGACAGGAAAAGUUGAUGUAGCAGUUUCAUACAAGAAUAUCAGCAGAGGAGGGUCACAAGAAUGUUUAUUUGGAUUCAAUGACAAAUCCUGGUCAUUAUAUUGUACCACAAACAGUUACAGAUUUUAUCACAACAAAGUUAAAACUUCAGUACCAGGUCCAGUUUCCUCCAGAAUAGGAGUGUACCUGGAUCACAGAGCAGGUAUUCUGUCUUUCUACAGCGUCUCUGAAACCAUGACUCUCCUCCACAGAGUCCAGACAAGAUUCACUCAGCCUCUGCAUGCUGGGGUUUAUGUUUUCUCUCAUGGAGCCUCUGCUGGGUUCAUUAAGCUGAAAUAGUCAGCAGUGAUCUGAGGUUCAGUUGGAUAAAAUUUGUAUUUAUUUGUUUAUUUGGUCUUAAUUGUUGUUGCUGAGAGAUCAUUGUCAGUUGGAGUUUGUUUGGGUGCUGCCCCUUCCUGUUUCUGUUCAGCUAUGGCGUUUGUCACUGCCCAGGAGGAUUUUUAAUGCAUCUCAACUAAUUAUUUACAUUUAUUCCAUUUUCAGACCAAAUGCUGAUAUUAAAAUCUAGUACAGAUGAUUUAUAAUUGUCUGUUGACGGAAAUUGUAAUUGUCAUAAUCAAUCAGAACAGUUGUCAUAUUAUUGGAUAAAGAUCAGAUCCUGAUUAUGCUUCAGGUUACAACAAUCACAUGUUUUCUGCAUUAGGAGGUGGAAAUAUCUUCACAUGUUUUGGCCUGUGUUUAAAUAUAUCAGUGCAACAACAUUUUUCAACGUGUUUUAUGAUUUUUAAAACGGCACAUCAUAUCUCUGAGAUCCUGCACAAAAAGGUUGAAACAGCCACUUGAUGUUGUCUGGACUUUGCAAAGAGAAGAGCUGAGAUUUUGAAUGUCGUUAUUCUGUAAACUGCAUUGAUUAUCAUUAAGGUGAUUCUUUGUGGGGUUUUUUUCAUAUGGGGGUUUAUACAACUAUCAUAAUUGAUUGGUGUGUUUUUCUACUUUAAUGAUUAAUCCGUGUGGUGUAAAAAUCUGAAUCUAGAUUUGUGACAUUUAAUAGGUUAUGAUGAGUUAAUCUUUCAUCUUGGUGAACAUUUACAUAACUAGAAAAUUUCGGAAGAAAUUUAGCCGGGGCCUGCCAAGG